AUGUCGAGCGCCAGCAGCAGCAGUGUGAGCAGAACGACAACAGCUCUUGUUGUCGCAGGGGCCACCGUAGGCUUUGGGCUUGUCGCCUAUGCAGCGUACUUUGACUAUAAGCGGAGGAACGAUGCCGACUUCCGGCGAAAGCUUCGUAAGGAGAAGAAGAAGGUCGACAAGACGAAGAGCCAGGCUAGCUCUAACGAAGGGUCGAGCGCACGCCCGGAAGAGCUGCGGGAGGCGCUUGAGAGGUUGCGCAACGAGGAGCUACCAACCACUGCUGAAGAGCGGGAGCAGUUUUUCACCGCACAAGUUGGCAUGGGUGAACAACUCAUUAUGCAAGGUCCAAUGUUCGCCCUACCGGCUUCCCUUCACUUCUACCGUGCCCUCAGGGUCUACCCAUCCCCCGUGGAGCUCAUCGUCAUUUACCAAAAGACUCUACCAGAACCUGUGUUCAAGAUGGUCAUGGAGUUAAUGAAUAUGGAUGUCCAAGAUCGCAUCACAGGCUAUUACAAGGUAUUCCCCGCGAAGUCCAUGCACGUUUUCGUUCGGGACGAUGAGGUGGUCACGGAAGGCAAAGCGACGAAGCGCAAAAGCUUGCGUGCUGCCCAGGAUUUCAAUACAGGCGACGUGAUAUAUACUGAAAAACCGGUGGUUGCGGCUCUUGAUGCUGAUCUGGAGGGCAAAGGCACUCACUGCAGUCACUGCCUCCGCCAAGUCAAGAAGGGCAUGGCCCUUCAGCUCGAAAAUGACCGCAUUGGUUCAGCCUACUGCUCCAAGGACUGCAUGCUCAAGUCCCAGCUGCAAUCGCAGAACAUCCUUUUCGGUUUGGAGCCCAUCUUACCCCCGGAGCUGGCCCCUCCGAGUGAACCGGGAGCCAUCGAGGAGCGAGACAAGGCUCAGAAAGCCUACGUCGAAUUCCUCACCAAGGGCGAUGCAGCCGGCAAGGCUAUUCCGCUCCUUACCGCGCGCCUCGUCUGCCGCCAAAUUGCCAUCGAGACGAAGAAGGCGGUGUCGCAGAUGGGUGGCGCCGCCGGACCGCACAGUGCCGAGUUGCCCGAGGUGGAUGGCAAUGCGGACUAUAGCCUGUGGGAUCACGUCGAAAGGCUUAGGUUCUUGCCUGAAGUGGAGGCAUCGGCUGAAGAAAACGUACUUCUGAGGAAGGUGUUGAGCUGCGCAUUGGGAGGGCUGGAGAACGUUCUCGAAGAUGAAAGGCACAGCACCCUCAAGUCCAAAAUGGCAUACAAUGCCAUCGGAGUGUGCUUCCCAGGCGCGGAAAGACCGUCUGUAGAGGUCACGUCGUCUACUGAUGAUGUAACUGCGGCGGGCAGGGACGACAAGCCUCCUUCGGGUGAGCGUCCCGAGGAUAUGGAGCGCACACGGACACCCCACGGCACUGCUCGGCAGGUAGGAUGCGGAUACUAUCCCGUAUCGGCAUACCUCAACCAUUCGUGUGACCCUUCUGUUAGGCCCUCCUUCCGCGGCGGAACGUCCGAGCUUUAUCUCAUCGCCAAUCGCGAUAUCAAGGAAGGAGAUGAGCUGACACUAAGCACUCGUUCCGCUGGGUCGAGUACGAUAGCUCUCGAGGCAGCGAAUGCUACCUCACCCAAUCAUGGCCUGAAGCGUCGGCCUUGGCGUAGAGAAGUUACACCCUGGCAACGCAUCGUCUCCGAAAGUUACGAUGGCGAAGGGACCGACGACAAACCUUUCAUCGUCGGGUGGUUAUCUGACGAUCCAGAGAAUCCAGAGACUUUUGCCACUUGGUACAAAUGGACGGUUACCUUCGUAGCAGCGUUCUCCGUGUUGGUGGUAGCCUUGGCAUCCUCCACCUUUAGCGGCGGGAUCGAGAGUGUAGAAAGGGCAUUCCCUGGUUACGCCACCGACGUCUACAUCGCAGGAUUAAGUACGUUUGUCCUUGGCUUUGCGUUCGGUCCCCUACUAUGGGCACCUUUAUCCGAAGUGUUUGGCCGCCGCAAUCUCUUCAUCGUCUCAUACAUUCUAUUCACCAUCUUCAACGGAGCCUUAGUGGCUUCGCAAAACAUUACGACCCUGAUCGUCCUCAGAUUCCUCGCCGGUGCCUCGGGUUCCUCACCUCUGACUAACGCCGGCGGCACCAUCUCGGACAUGUUCGACACGGAAGAACGUGGAAAGGCCAUUGCCUUGUUCUCGGUCGCUCCCUUCCUCGGACCGGCUCUUGGGCCAAUCAUCGGCGGAUUUCUAGGCGAAAACUCGAACUUCCGCUGGGUUCUAGCUUUCCUCGCCAUCCUCACGGCCAUCGUCACUGUCGUCGGCAUCGCAUUCCUUCCGGAGACAUACGCGCCUCGCCUUCUUCGCGAGCGUGCUCAAAACCUGUCGACGGCCACUGGAUGCAACUACCGAUCUACUUAUGAGCGCGAACAAACCCUGCAAGUGGGAGAGCUGUUCAAGAAGAGCCUCAUUCGGCCCUGGCAAUUACUCUUCCUCGAGCCCAUCGUCUUCUUACUCAGCCUGUACAUGGCCAUCGUCUACGGCACAUUAUACCUUCUCUUCGCCGCCUUCCCCAUCGUCUAUCAGGUCGAACGCGGCUGGUCACCCGGAGUUGGUGGCCUUGCAUUCAUCGGUGUCCUCAUUGGAUUUAUGGCCGCCACUGCCUGGUAUAUUUUCCACGAGAAUCCAAGAUACAUCAAAGUCAGUCGCGCACACGGUGGUGUAGCACCCCCGGAGCAGCGGCUUUGGACGGCUAUGAUUGGUGGCGUCAUCAUGCCUCUCUCGAUUUUCUGGUUCGCAUGGACCGCAGCGCCUAAGUCCAUUCAUUGGAUAGUCAGCAUCAUUGCCACCGUACCGUUCGGUUUCGGCAUGGUUCUGACCUUCCUUAGCGUGAUUUCCUACCUCGUCGAUGCAUAUCUCAUUUACGCUGCGUCCGUGCUUGCCGCGAACUCCGUGCUCCGAUCGCUCUUCGGCGCCGCGUUCCCUCUCUUCACAACGCAGAUGUACCAGAACCUUGGCAUAAAUUGGGCCUCGACGCUUGUCGCCUUCCUCGCACUUGUAUGCACACCGAUGCCUUUCCUUUUCUUCCGCUACGGCGCAGCUAUUCGCAAGCGCUGCAAAUACGCGAAACAGGCCAACCACGUGCUCGAGCAAAUCCGGGAGCAAGCCGAAAGGCAACGGAAGCUCGAGGUUGCUGCACGGGGCGAGGAUGCCGUAGAGCUCGAGGAGGCAGCCGCCAGGCGGAGAGAGGGACUUCCUCCCGUGCACACUCCCGGAUCGGAGCAGACCGGUCACGUAGCGCCUAAGAAGCACUCAUCUUCUGGCCCAAAUUCUGGCGAUCUCGGACCAUCAGCGAAUGAAAAACAUCAAUCGUCGCCGAUGAGUUGAAUGGCUUCCAUCGUUUUCGAUCAGGGAAUUAGAUUUUUGCCAGGGCCAAGAACCGCUUCUCAUAGACAGCAUGCAUCACGCAGUAUAAUAUAUUACAAUUACAAUAGCGCCUAUAGCAAUAAAGUUCGAUCAAUACACUACAUAGUGUUAAACCAUGAAACGCUCACUCCCC
Messenger RNA from Punctularia strigosozonata HHB-11173 SS5, 3517 nucleotides. RefSeq names its product MFS general substrate transporter. The transcript is spliced from 15 exons. Gene Ontology annotation, cellular component: mitochondrial outer membrane translocase complex. The record is from RefSeq and is a predicted model, not a curated record. NCBI's taxonomy places the organism in Eukaryota, Fungi, Basidiomycota, Agaricomycetes, Corticiales, Punctulariaceae. Bases 1 to 3345 code for a protein of 1114 amino acids. Gene Ontology annotation, biological process: protein targeting; transmembrane transport. Gene Ontology annotation, molecular function: protein binding; transmembrane transporter activity.